Messenger RNA from Rhipicephalus sanguineus (brown dog tick), 555 nucleotides. RefSeq names its product sulfotransferase ssu-1-like. NCBI's taxonomy places the organism in Eukaryota, Metazoa, Arthropoda, Arachnida, Ixodida, Ixodidae. The record is from RefSeq and is a predicted model, not a curated record. The transcript has a single exon. Gene Ontology annotation, cellular component: cytoplasm. Gene Ontology annotation, biological process: sulfation. Gene Ontology annotation, molecular function: sulfotransferase activity. Bases 1 to 555 code for a protein of 184 amino acids.
AUGACACCAAGACGCGUAAAAGACGUGUCCUUUGGCGCGUUUCUUAAGCUUUUCCACUCCGGGAAGACCGUCUACGGCGACUACUUCAACCACCUCAUUCCCUGGUACGAGAUUAGAAAUCAACCAAACGUGCUGUUCAUUACGUACGAGCAGCUGAAGAAGAACACGGGUGAGGUAGUUCUCAAGAUUGCCGAUUUUCUCGGCGAUGAACAUGGUAGGGCCUUACGCGAGGACAAGCAGUUUUACGAAAAGGUGUUGCAGUCAUCAUGUCUUGGAAACAUGAAGAAAAUCUUCGACUACACCCCUGUUGAGCGUGUGAAAGCACUGGGAGAACUGCCGCCCAGCAAAUUGCUUAUAUCUCUGGAGUCUUUCAAGGGAUUGAGAGUAGACAAGAAUGAAAUGCACGAGGGUACCACUUUCGUGCGCAAGGGGCACAUUGGAGAGUGGCGCACUCACUACACAGCAGAGUUUUUUACCACGACUAAAGCCUGGAUAGCGCAGAAGACCAAGGGGUGUGACGUAAUGAACUUGUGGAAAGACUUGGAUCUUCCGUAA